This is a messenger RNA of Petromyzon marinus (sea lamprey), 1703 nucleotides long. RefSeq names its product arkadia (RNF111) N-terminal like PKA signaling regulator 2N (gene ARK2N). The record is from RefSeq and is a predicted model, not a curated record. NCBI's taxonomy places the organism in Eukaryota, Metazoa, Chordata, Hyperoartia, Petromyzontiformes, Petromyzontidae.
UGGGGCGGUCGCUCGUCUUCCAUUGGUCAAAGCGUGGCUGGCCGCCCCUCCCCCCGACGCGGGGCUCUCGACCAAUGGGGAUGGGGGCAGCGCGGCGCGCAUGCGCUGUAGGCAACGUGAACGCAGCGGCGGGGCCCGCACGCCUCGGGCAGCGGUGGACCUGCGACUCGAGCGAGGGGCAGCGAAGGGGACCCUGGGGCUCAGCUUUCUCUCUAUCUCAAGGGUUCACCGAGGUCUCGGCGGAAGAAGGAAGGGCUCACGUGGUGACCCCCGCUAUCCUGCGGAGGGAGGAAGGGGAGGAGGAGAGAGGAGGGAGCAUGGAGCCCGGCUGCCAGCCCGACACCGCUAGCGUCGCCAGCGGCCGAGGACAGAAGCCGUGGGCGGAGCGUGGUGACGGCGCCACAGCCGAAGCGGCCGAGGUGCCCGCCUGCAGCGUCGACGCGGCGCCCAAGCGGCAGGGCGCGCUUGCCAACAGCCAGCACGCGGUGCCGCCUCUGCCGGCUGGAUCCGACAUGGAGGUCAGCCAGGAGGAGUCGCUCCCGUCGUCCGUAGCGCAGGCCACCGACGACGUCCGUGGCGCUGGCGAGAGCGACGCGGGCUGCGACUCGGGCUCGCUGUCCCCGUCCUCCAGCCUGCAGUUUGGCGACUCGGAGACCGGCUCUUCUUCCGAAGACAACGCCGCCGCCGCCGCCGCCGCCGCCGCGGCGACCGCCGCCGCCAACGACAACGGCGGCGAAACGGCGAGCCGCCCGUCGGCGGCGGCCGCGAGGCGAGGCAACGACGAGGACCCCACGACGCCCGGACGGGGCAGCCCCAGCGAGUCGAGCGGGGGCCACCGCAGGCCGCGACGGUCCCGCUCGGAGAGCGACCCGUCGGCCGUGGCCAGCAAGAAGAACCGCGCGUCGGGGAGCCCCGGCAAGAAGGUUUGGCUGCGGCGUGGACCCUGUCAGGCCCAGGUAAGCAACGCCGCCGGUGUCGCGGGCGCCGGCGGCGUCGGCGGAGGCGGCGGCGGCGGCGGCGGCGGCGGCGUUGGGAAACGGCGGAGCCAGCAGCAGAAGGAGCGCCUGCGGGAGCUGCGGCGCAAGCGCGAGGCGGCGGUGCAGCGCAAGCUGGCGAGCCUUCCCUACAGCAGCUCAUCCUCGUCCUCCUCCUCCUGCAGCUCCUCCUCCUCCAGCACCAGCCGUUCCAGCGGCGGCAGCGACAGCGACGCGCGAGGCCGCGUGCUCUCACCCGCGCAGCCGCCACUGGACGGACCCCCCGUGGUGGUGUACAACGACCUCUCGGACAGCGACUCGGGUGUGGGGAAGCUGGCCAAGAAGGAGGCCCGCGUCGCGUCGGCCGGCGGCGAGGCCGGCGACCAGGGCAGCCUGGCGCUGGGGAUGUCCACGCUUGGCCAGGACCUGGGGAAGUGAGGUGGAGGGCGGACGGGGUCGAGCGGUGUACAAACUGACGAGGAAGGGGGGGGGGAGGUGUAAAAUAAGUAAAUUUUUGUACUGUUCAUUUCUGAAGAUGCCUGCCGUGGUUACCAGAAGGGUGAGGCGUGUACGACAAGUGAAAACCUUGCUUCACCCGACAUGACGACAGUGUUCCUGUUUGCCUUAUUUAUUGGUACCUUUCCUUCUAGUAAAGUAAAUAUACCAGUAGAACUUUUCUGACACAUCUGUCCAAUCCGCCCCUGUGUAAUGAAGCAUCGCUCGCUCUUA